GCGUCUAGCGCGCGUCACAAACUCAAAGCAACUGGGAGGCAAGCAGGAGGCUUAAUCGGUAUAAAAUAUCAUUAUAAUAAACGAAUUUUGUUUCAUAACAACGGCUGAAUGCUGCAAAAUGAUAUGCUCAUCACAUUACAAUUUGUCCUAAUUGGAAUGGCUGUUAGAGCAAACACGGGAAGAACUUCUUGGAGUUUUGCAACACAAAAAAAAGCGUUGCCAUCCUCUCAAAACAAAAUACUGAUUGUCUUUGGGGAAGUAUCUGGAUCCUAUUUUAGAAGAAAUUUCUGGAGCCCUAUCAUACCGGAGGAAUAGGAAAUAUGGAAGGCCAGAUGCAAGUCUUUGGAAGCAAUCUGGACAAUUCUGAAAGAAAUUAUCAGAACGUUGUACCUCCAAAUAGAACAAGAGCAAUGAAAUCAAAGUCAGGGGCAUCUUCAUUUGUGCAUAUUGCCAAUCAUACGGGUUGCAUCUCUUCGAGAGCAUCUAAGAUCGUCCUCUACAUCUUGGUGUGUGUAUCCCUGUUGAUGGCAACAGCUGCUUUCCUGCUGGCCUUUUUGAAAUUUAUCCCUCAGUGUCCAAAAGGCUGGCUGAAGUUCCAGACAAAUUGCUACUACUUCUCUGCUGAUCAGCAACCUUGGGAGAAGGCAAUGAGUAACUGCCAAAGCCUCAAAGCUCACCUGGUAGUGAUUGAUGAUAAAAAUGACACAGAUAAACAGGGAUUUCUGGACCAUCUAAAAAAUUCUAGCUAUUGGAUUGGCCUCAGGAGGCACCCUAAAGACAAGUGGAUGUGGAUAAAUGGCAAAUCCUUUCAAGAGGCGACUCAAUCUAUUGAAAAUAAUAAAAAAGAAGACUGUAUGUAUAAUCUCUGGAAAGAUUCUAAAAGUAGGAAAAAGAAAACGGCUUGUACAGAACGUUUUCCUUAUAUCUGUGAAAAAGAGCAAACAUAAAAUUAUGCAAUUUUAUAAAGUUUACCUUUUCUUUUUUUGAAAAAAUCACGUACUUCAUUAUUUGAUAGUUUCUAUCCAAUUUCUUAGGGAGUUACAAUUUUUCAAAUGCUGCAGUAAUCAGAAUAAGACAUUCCAAUUAGGAGAUGCUGCUGCCUAACAAACACAACUUGUCUUUUCUUGUUUGUUUGUUUUUUUAUUUUAUUAAAACAAGGUAAGGGUAAAAUAGAUUGUAAGGUGGAGCAUAUUUUAAAAAUGUUUUAAGGAGUGUUGUAACUUGAAGCUAGAAGAAGCAUCCAUAUUCAAUCAUUCUAACUUGAAAAACACUUGUAUAGAUAAAGCUAAGAUGUGACAUAAAAUAUUAAUGUAGCCAACAAGCAGUUUUUAAUAAAUCUGUCUGGAACUCUA
Crotalus tigris (Tiger rattlesnake) is the source of this 1352-nucleotide messenger RNA. RefSeq names its product C-type lectin domain family 4 member G-like. Bases 321 to 947 code for a protein of 208 amino acids. NCBI's taxonomy places the organism in Eukaryota, Metazoa, Chordata, Lepidosauria, Squamata, Viperidae. The transcript has 7 exons. The record is from RefSeq and is a predicted model, not a curated record.